Ochlerotatus camptorhynchus is the source of this 1377-nucleotide messenger RNA. Its product is annotated as sorbitol dehydrogenase-like. The record is from RefSeq and is a predicted model, not a curated record. Gene Ontology annotation, biological process: D-sorbitol catabolic process. Lineage: Eukaryota; Metazoa; Arthropoda; Insecta; Diptera; Culicidae. The coding region runs from base 185 to 1267 and encodes 360 amino acids. The transcript is spliced from 4 exons. Gene Ontology annotation, molecular function: zinc ion binding; L-iditol 2-dehydrogenase (NAD+) activity.
ACUGAUAGAGACGGAGACCGCGUGCAUCUCUUUCUCCAGAGCAACAAGAAGAUAAGCUUACGUGACUUGCUGGCCGUAUUACUGCAUUGACGUUGGUAGCGAUCGGUCGAUCCCUCGAAUAUCUCUUGCGUUCAUUGGUGAUUUAAAAAAAAUCAAGUGUGAAUUAUUGCAGAAGAGUACAAACAUGUCCGGAUCCAAGGACAAUCUAACUGCCGUCCUGUACGGAAUUGAGGACUUAAGAUUGGAACAACGACCCAUUCCAGUUCCAAAGGAUGACGAGGUCCUCCUGGAGAUGGAUUGCGUCGGUAUCUGCGGAUCGGAUGUUCACUACCUGGUCAACGGGCGCAUCGGGGACUUUGUGGUUCGGAAACCGAUGGUAAUUGGUCAUGAAGCGGCCGGAGUUGUCGCCCAGGUCGGUUCCAAAGUUCGCAACCUGAAGGUUGGUGAUCGCGUGGCGAUCGAACCAGGUUACGGUUGUCGCGUUUGCGACUUUUGCAAAGACGGACGCUACAAUCUGUGCUUGGACAUGAUCUUCUGUGCAACGCCACCCUACGACGGAAACCUGACCAGAUACUAUACCCAUCCGGCUGAUUUCUGCUACAAACUGCCCCAGCAUGUGACUAUGGAGGAAGGAGCACUGCUGGAACCGCUGUCCGUAGGAGUUCACGCUUGUCGAAGGGCCGGCGUUGGUCUGGGUUCGCAAGUGUUGAUCCUCGGAGCUGGUCCGAUUGGAUUGGUGACGCUCAUUGCCGCCAAAGCGAUGGGAGCUGGUAGGGUCGUGCUGACGGAUCUACUGCAGAAUCGACUGGACGUUGCCAAAGAGUUGGGAGCGGACGGAACCGUGGUCGUCGAAAGAGGAGCUGACGAACAGGAAGUCGUCAAGAAGGUCCAUGCAUUAUUUGAUGGUGCGCCAGAUAAGACAAUUGAUUGCAGUGGAGCCGAGGCCACUUCGAGACUAUCAAUCUUGGCCACCCGAUCGGGUGGCUGCGCCGUGCUAGUCGGUAUGGGCCCAGCGGAAAUCAAAAUCCCACUGGUGAAUGCACUGUCACGUGAGGUCGAUAUUCGUGGCGUGUUUCGCUAUUGCAAUGACUACCCGUCUGCGUUGAGUCUCGUGGCGAGUGGUAAGAUCAACGUGAAACGCCUGAUAACGCAUCACUUCAACAUCGAGGAAACGGCGGAAGCUUUCAAUACUUCUCGACACGGACUUGGCGGGGCCAUCAAGGUUAUGAUUCACGUGCAACCGAAGGAUAAGAAUAAUUCAAGGUAGAUGCUAAUGAUGCUUAAUUUAAGUAAACUUCAGUAAGUUAAUUCGUAAAUACCUGUGGAAAGUUCAGCAAAAAAUUUGAUGUUUUUAAUUUAAGGUGAUUAAAUAAAACA